Tarenaya hassleriana is the source of this 560-nucleotide messenger RNA. RefSeq names its product 40S ribosomal protein S21-2-like. The record is from RefSeq and is a predicted model, not a curated record. Gene Ontology annotation, cellular component: ribosome; cytosolic small ribosomal subunit. Gene Ontology annotation, molecular function: structural constituent of ribosome. The transcript is spliced from 4 exons. The coding region runs from base 92 to 340 and encodes 82 amino acids. Gene Ontology annotation, biological process: endonucleolytic cleavage in ITS1 to separate SSU-rRNA from 5.8S rRNA and LSU-rRNA from tricistronic rRNA transcript (SSU-rRNA, 5.8S rRNA, LSU-rRNA); endonucleolytic cleavage to generate mature 3'-end of SSU-rRNA from (SSU-rRNA, 5.8S rRNA, LSU-rRNA); translation. Lineage: Eukaryota; Viridiplantae; Streptophyta; Magnoliopsida; Brassicales; Cleomaceae.
CUAGACUCCAGAGAAGGGCUCUUUCGCUUGCCGCUUGCCGAGCACUUAGUCGAAUCAGUGUUCCGGAGCUCGAGUCCUUAAAUCUCUGAAGAUGCAGAACGAAGAGGGUCAGAUCACUGAGCUUUACAUCCCCAGGAAAUGCUCAGCGACCAACAGGUUGAUCACCUCAAAGGAUCACGCUUCUGUCCAAAUCAACAUCGGUCAUCUCGAUGCUGAUGGCAUCUACACUGGCCAGUUCACCACCUUUGCUCUUUGCGGUUUUGUCCGCGCCCAGGGAGAUGCCGACAGUGCUAUCGACAGGCUGUGGCAGAAGAAGAAGGUCGAAGCCCGGCAACAGUAAUGAUGUUUUUUGGGGUGUUCCUCGAGGUUAGUCUCAUGAAGCAUUAAUUUUUUGUCUGAACUCUCUGUUUUUCAUUUUCAUUUGGAGAAAGUAGUUUUCUGUCUCGAUCUGGAAAAAGGGUUAUCUGGGAUUUUCUUUGUAUUGGAUUUUCAUGUUCAACAUUGCCUUAAUCCCAGAUUUAUUUUGGGGUCGUCCGCAUGAAUUUUUUCGUUUCCACUCA